GCGAGUGGACUUAUAUUUCAAUUUAUUAAGGUGAGGUAUUUAAUGUAAUAAAACUCGUAGAGCAUAUGAAAUGGCGACUGUAUUUACUUCCUGUAUAAAGGAUGAUGAUAUAAUAACGUGUACAAUUUGUCUAGAACAGUUUAACAAUCCGAAGUAUUUACCAUGUUUACAUACAUUUUGCGAAAGUUGUAUUGCCACAUAUAUUACUUCCGCGUUUGAAAAAGAUAAUACAAAUAUUGGUUGUCCAGUUUGUAGAGCUAAGGUUUCUGUCCCUGCUGAAAGAAUAACGCCAGAGGAAUGGGCAAAACAGUUGCCUCUGAAUUUUCUCCUUGUCGGAUUAAUCGAAAAACAUAAAGUAGAACGUACAGAAAAGAUAUGCAUGUCAUGCGAACGAUUUGAUGUUAAUACGAAAUCAGAAGCGUCUUCCGUGUGUAUUGAUUGCUCUGACGCUCUUUGCGCAACAUGUACAAGGUGUCAUAAAAGUAGUAAAUUAAGUUCAAACCAUGAAAUUGUUCCAAUAUCAGACAUUUCAAAAGACGGUUAUGCUUUGAAAUCAUUUAAGAACAUGUGCUCCGAGCACAAAACUAAAGAGCUGGAAUUAUUCUGUGUAGAUCAUGAUUGUCCAUGCUGUUCAAUAUGUGUUUCAGUCAAACAUAGAAAAUGCAAAAAUGUUUUGACUAUCGAGGAAGCUGCCAAAGCAUUCAGAGAAUCAAACACCAUAAGCAAGACUACAAACGAGGUUAGUGCUUUAUUGGCAGAUUUAGAUACUGUGUUGGAAUCUGAAAAAAGUUCUUUAGUUGACAUGGACGCUGUUUAUGAUACCGAAAUGCAGAAAUGUGAUAAAUUUUGGAAAACAUUGCAGCAAAAGAUUGAUGAACUUAAAAGUAAAUGGACAAAGGCAUACCAAAAAACAUACCUCAGUGAACAGGCUAAACUCGAGUUAUCUAUUAGUGAUGCCGAGAAUAGAAUGAAAGCUGUCAAAAAUACUAAGCAAAUCUUGGAAGCUACAUUGAAAGAAGCUUCGGAUGUCCAGUUAAUGAUUGAAAUUAAAAAAUUGAAGAUUUAUAUUGAAAAACAAUUUAGAAGAUUUGAGAACACUCAAAAUACAUACAGCAAAAUAGAGUUUCAAUUUAUUGAUAGUGUAGAUGACAUUGUCAAAAAUAUUGAAGAAAAAAUAGUCAUUAACAAUGAUAAAAUGCCAAAAGUUUUACAUUUUUCUAGCACCAAAUGUGUUAAAAAUGAAAUUAAAGAUGAAUCGUUUCAGUAA
Molecule: messenger RNA, 1267 nt
Organism: Mytilus trossulus (common blue mussel)
Lineage: Eukaryota; Metazoa; Mollusca; Bivalvia; Mytilida; Mytilidae
Product: E3 ubiquitin-protein ligase TRIM45-like
Exons: 1
Coding region: 71-1267 (398 amino acids)
Molecular function (GO): zinc ion binding
Source: RefSeq, a predicted model, not a curated record